AUGCAGGUGUACUGUCUGAUACUUCUGGCAUUGGCUUACACAGAGUGUGCCCGCAAUGAGGGGAGAGAAUUCGUGUUGGCCUUCCCAAAAUCUCAAUUCAACUACAAUACAACAAGUUUGACCAUGGUCUGUGUGGGAGAUCAGGUGGUGACCUUCACAGUAUCCGCCCCACAAGCUGAAGAUGUUUUGCCAGCUACUGACUACAAAAUAUGUGGGCUGUUGUCAUUGUUAAUGGUGAUUGAUUUACCUUAUAGUCUGAUGUUGUCAACAUCCGGUGUGUCCAACAGCGCCGUGUACGUGAAAGCUGACGGCGACAUCGUUGUGUCUGCUACAGAACUUGUCUUCAGCCCCAGUUUCAGGUCACGUGGCACCUUCCUGGUCCUGCCGCUGACUCAACUGUCCAUGCGAUAUCACGUGAUCACCUACUGCCAGACCAACGACUGCUUCAUCGUGGUCGUGACGGCUCACGCUGGGGUCACCGUCCGAGUGAUCUUGGCCUUAACCAAGUACUCAAGUGUCGCGACACCUCAAGUUAGCUUCGGCACCAGGCAGUAUGGACAUGGUGACGUCAUCACGCAGUGCCUGAGAGAAUUCAGCAGCAUGCAGGUUCUAGGGUCUACUGUUGACAUGUCCGGGAGUGUUGUUGUAGCUGAUGGUGUUGUUGCUGUUGUAACUGGGGGAUCUUUUACAACAGUUAAUUCCAGCUCAAAGGACCAAGUUGUGGAACAAAUGACGCCAUCAGAUUCCUACGGUACCGCUUUCAUCAUUGCAACCUAUCCCUUCAGUAACUUCAACUCUAUCGUCAAGAUUGUCUACACGGAACAAAACACCAACCUGACCUUUGACACGUCCGUGCUCAAGAUACUAAACGAAAACCCGAACUUUAGAGAGUACACACUUACAUCUGGAGCAAGUACCGCUCUCUACUCCACUAAACCAAUUCUUGUGCUUUUAAGUGAGGGAAGUUCAGACUUUGACGGAGCGUUUGUCCUGAUACAUCCAGUAGACAGCUGGUCCAUGAGCUACACUCUGGCUUAUGUUUCUACUGGUGGGGAAUCGUUGGUCGCGACAUUGGUCACUUACAGGAAUUGUAGCUCGGACUUUUUGCUUGACGGUGUGCCUGUGAUUAUUACAAACUGGAACUAUGAAAACACAGGCACAUUUGAGACAAACAAUUUCCCUUUAGUUGGCUUGACCCGCCACACCAUACAGAACAAGGAAUGUCUGUUUGGUGGUUUUGUGUCUGCGCGUGUGACUAACAUUGGUAACGCUAUACCCCUAGGUUUUGAUGGCACGCUUCGCCAGGCAUCUGUGUCUAGCACGAUCAAGUACGACACUUGCGAUUGGUCAGUUUUCGCUGGGGCUCUCGUUGUCUCGUCCAAUACACAAGCCCCUUCUACUUUAAAAGACGAGUCAACAUUUAUUACGUCAUCCAUUGCAACCGCAACUGAAACCCUAAUCAGUUUAGUAUUGUCAGUAGAUGAAGUUACAACAACAUUAUUGAAAUUAGCUUCUGGUUACACAAGUGAGUCAUUGAUUAAUAGAGUAUCGUCAGAAAUCGAUGACAAUGCAAUAAUUUCUACAACAACUUCAGUAGAGAAAGUUUGGUCCACAAAUUUUGCUGAAACUUCAUUGAGAAUUGAAGUUGCAUCAAGUUUUAUAGUACAGUCUUAUGUCCAAAACAUUAUUACAUCCAGUGCAGAGUCUUCGAAUAGAGAACUUGGAUCCUCUGUUACUGAAACAUAUAUAAGCAACAUUGUGUCAACAUUUACUGUAUCGUAUUUGGAAAAUGAUGCUGCUUCAAUUUCUACUACACAUUCAACAGUACACGAGGUUUUGUCACACAUUACAGCUGCAUAUUUAGUAAACGAUGUUACUUCAACAUUCGCUGAACCACCUUCAGCACAUAAUGUUCAUUCAACAAUGUCACUGCUAUCUGACGUAAAUGAUGUUGCUCCAAGUUUUACAGCAGCAGAGUUGGUAAAUAAAAAGGAAUCAUCAUUUACAUCGGUGUCUGUAAUAAAUGAUGUGAGGUUACUAUUUACUCCACCAUCGUCUGUAAUUGACAAUAAGUCAACAUUUACAUAUACUCAUAAAGUAGACGACAGUGGGACAACAAUUACUGAAGAAUCAUGGGUUGAUAAAUUUGUAACUUCGUUUAAUGCUGAAACCUUGCACCGCUUAGGGGUAUCGACAAUUAUUACACCAUCUUCAGAAAACAAUAAUAAAUCAAUCAUUACUUUGCCAUUUUUGCUAACCGAAGUUCACUCAUUAGUUACAGCUUCUUUUUCUAUAACUAACGACAAGUCAGCAAAUGAUUUAUCGAUUUUCGGCAUUAAAGUUUUGUCAUUAUUUACUACAGUGUCUUCUGUAAAAGAAACUGCUACAUUAGAUUCAGUAUUUUCGGAUACUCAAGUUGUGUCAACUUUAACGGUAGCUACCUCAGAAAAUAAAGUUGAGUCACAAUUAUUUUCAGCAGCUUCGUAUGUAGAUGAUGAUGCGUCAACAUUAAUGACACUCUCAACAGAACGUAAAUUUGAGUUAACAUCUACUUCAGCUCUUUUAUCAACUAAAGUUUGGUCCCCAUUUGCUGACGCUGAUUUAACAUUGUAUAAAGCGUCCUCAGUGUUUGAUUCAGGGUCAACAUUUAUAACAGUCCCUUUCUCUCAUGAGGUUCGGUCAACAUUUUAUAAAGUGUCUUCGAAACAUGACAUUGAGUCGACUUUAGCUGUUGAAUCUUCAGAAAAUAUCGUUCCUACGACAACUACAGGAUCAACGUCUGAAAAUAGCGUGGCAACACCUUUAAGUAUAGCUGUCUUGGAAAAUACAAAUGGAACAUUAAUUGCACCUUCUUUAAUAAACAUGACAAGGUCACCAAUAACCGCAGGAUAUUCAGUAAUUGACGAUCAGUUAAUAUUUACAGCAUCUAGUUCUGUCAAAGCAGUUUGGGCAAAAAUCACGUCAGCAUCUAUGGUGAACGAGGCUGGAGCAUUGUCUUCUGUUCAAUCCUCAGUCCAUGAAGGUGUUUUAACUUCUGCAUUGGUGUCUGCACAGUCCUCAGUCCAUGAAGGUGUCUUAACUCCAUAUGUAAUAUCUUCUAACAAAAACGACCAAACAACUUUUACAACAUUUUUGGAAACUGAAAUUAUGUCAAUGUUAACUGCAGAAUCUUCUGUAAAAGAAACCUUUAUUACACCCCUUGUCGCAUUUUCGGAUUAUAAAGUUAUUUCAUUAGUUGCUGAAAUAUACACGGUAGAGGAAGUUGAGGCAAAAUUCCCUACAUCUUCUGUAAAUGAUGUUCAUUCAAAAAGUUUAGAACCCUCUACAGCAAAUUACGUUGCUCCAAGUUUUACUACAGCUGAGUUCGACAACAUUAAGGAGUCAACAUUUACAAAAGCGACAGUUAUAACUGAAGAUACACCACCUUCCAUCUUUGACAAUCAGACAACAUUAGAUCAUAGAGUCAAUGACGUUAAGACAGAAAUUACUGAAGCAUCAUUAAUAAAUAAAUUUGAAACAUUAUUUACUGCCCAAACCUCGCAACAUCAAGUUGAGUCAAUGUUUACUGAUGUAUCUUUACAACAUACCGAUACAACUAUCUUAACAACACCUGCUUUGGUAAAUAAUGUUGGGACAUUAUUUACAACUUCCUUUAUGAAUGACGAAAAUACUACCAGAACUCUGUUAAAUAAAGUUGGUCCAACGUUUACUGCAGCAACUUUGUUAAAUGAAAUCAGUACAAUAAUUACUGAACCAUCUGUGUUAAAUAAAAUCGGUACAACAGUUACUGCAACUUCUUUGUUAAAUAAAGCUAGUACCGCAGUUACUACAACCUCUCUAUUAAAUGAAGGAGGGACCGCAGUUACUGUAACAUCUUUGUUAAAUGAAAUCAGUACAAUAGUUACUGCAACAUCUUUGUUAAAUGAAGCCGGAAUCGCAGUUACUGCAACAUCUUUGUUAAAUGAUAUCAGUACAAUAGUUACUGCUACAUCUUUGUUAAAUGAAGCUAGGAACGCAGUUACUGCAACAUCUUUGUUAAAUGAUAUCAGUACAACAUUCACUGAAACACCAUCCAUAUAUGAACAUGAGACAACAUUGACAGCCCAAACUACGGGAAAUAAAAUCUUGUCACCUUUUACAUCCCCGACUUCGGUAAAUGAGACAACUUUUACCUCUUAUAUUGUAAAUGAAGCUGGGUCAACAUUUACUCCAGCUUCCUGGAAAACUGAAGCUAAGUCUCUGUCAACUUCUACUCCAUCGUCUACAGUAAAUAAAGAUGAGUCAACAAUUACUGCAAUGCCUUCUGUACACAAAAUCAUAACGAAUUCCUACGGAAUGGUUUUGGAAAACGAAGUUCUGUCUCUAUUUACAAAAGAGUCUUCUAUAAAUGUAGAUGAGGCAACAUUUGGAGCACCUUUAUCAGAAAACAAAGAAGAAAAAACUUUUUCUACGGCAUUUUUAUAUAAUGCCGUUGGUUCAACAUUUACUACAGCUUCUACCAUACAAGACGAUCUAUCCAUUUUUACAUUAGCAUCUCCAAACCAUCAAGGUGUGUCAACAAUUACUACAUUAUAUUCUUUAAAUGAAAAUACAUCAACUUCUACUGCAGUGCCAUCAUUAAACGAAGUUGCGUCAUAUGUUACUGUAAACGACGUCGAUUCAACAUUCACUGAACAAUCAACAUUUAAAUAUGCGUAUUCAACAGAUUCAGUAUCAACCUCGAUAAAUUAUGUUGAUCCAAGUUUCACUGAAGCAGUGUUGGUAAAUAAGAAUUGGUCAUUAUUUACAUCGGCGUCUUUUAUAAAUCAAGUUGAAUUAUCGUUGACAGGACCACCCUUCUCAAAUGACAGUCAGUCAACAUUUACAGUUGAUAAUAACGUAAAUGAUAAUGGGUCUAAAAUAACUGAAGCAACAUUGACAAAUAACUUUGACACAUUAUUUACUGCCGAAACCUCGCAACAUCUAGUUGAGUCAGUGUUUAAUGAUGCAUCUUUAGAAAAUACCGAUAACACCAUCUUUCCUUUACAUUCUUCAGUAAAUAAAGUUUCGUCAUUAUUUACACCUUUUUCUUCUGUAAAUGACGAUAAAACAACAUUUACUGUACAAACUUCACCAUCUUCAACAUCACAAUCUCCAACAUCACAAUCUCCAACAUCACAAUCUCCAACAUCACAAUCUCCAACAUCAAAAUCUCCAACAGUUACAACAGUUUCUCAUGUAACUUAUAUUGCAUCAACAUUUGCAGCACACACUACAGAAAGUAAAGUUUGGGAAACUUUUACAGCAGAAUUUCUUAAUGUUGCUUUUUUGUCUGCAUUUGCUACACUUUCUUAUGUAAGUGACGAGACGUUAAGAAUUACUGCAUCUUCUGCAAAUCUUUUUUUAUCAACAUCUCCUACGUCAUAUUCGGAAAACAAAGUUGCGUCCCCUUCUUCUACUAUAGUUUCAUCCGUAAAUGAAUUCUCAAACCAUGAAUAUGAUCCAACUACUGUUGUAGCAUCUUCAAAAAAUAACAAUAAAAUCAAUUUUGUAUCUAAAGAAGAUGGAUCUUUGUUAACAGCAUCUUUUUCUCUAAGUCAUGAUCAGUCAACAUUUACUGCAGGUGAAGUUGGAUCAAAAAAUAAUGCAGUAUCUCCGUUAAGUACAGCUGACAUGGUAAUUACUGCAUCGUCUUUAAUAAACGACCAAAAAAAUAAAUUCUCAAUAAAAUCUUCAUUCGAUGAAGUUGGGUCAUCUUUCACAACAUCGGCUUCCAUAAACGAAUUUACAUCAAUUGUUACUUCGUCUUUUGCUGUCAACAUAGAUGGGUCAGCAAUUACUGCAGUGUCUUCUUUCAAAGUAACUGCUACAACAUCCAAUACAUUUUGGGAUAAUGAAGUUGGGUCAGCUUUUACAGUAGCAACUUCUGAAAAUAACUUUGGGUUGACUUCAGCAGAAACUUUUUCGGGAAAUAAACCUGGGCCAUUAUUUUCAACAGCUUCUUCUAUAAUAUACGGUGAGACAUUCGCAGUAUAUUCAGAAAAUGAAGUUUUGUCAACAUUUAUUGCAGCAUCUUCCGCAAGUAACGAUCAGACAAGCAUUACUUUAUCACCAAAUGUUCAAGACGUUUCGACAUUUUCUACAUCAUUCACGGAAAAUGAAGCUGCGUUAAUUCCUACUUUACUAUCACAAGUAAAGGAACCUUGGUCCCCAGUUCCUGCAACAUACACAACAAACGCUGGGUCAAAUUUCACUUCACCACUUUCUGUAACUAGUCAUUAUUCCACGACGUCAGCGCCAGCCUCGGUCAAUUUUGUUACGACACGAUUUACGUCAACGAUCGUAGAAAAUGAAAAUUGGUCGUCAAAAACUGUGAGUGACGAUACGUCAACAUUUACUGGAGCUUCUAUAGAGUUUGAGACUCCAGCCGAAUCAUCUCUCCAUGAACUAAGCUUAAUUAUGACUACAUCAUCUUUAGAAAAGGACGAUAAAACACCUUUUACAUCAACAUCUUCUGUAACUCAAGUAUGGUCAGUAUCUACAGCUUCAUUUUCUGUAAAAGACGAUAAGUCAAAAUUUACUACAGUUACGCUGGGGAAUGACGAUGGAUCAACAUUUACCGGAGCAUCUUGGUUAAAUAUAAUUGAUAUACCAAUUAUUGCAACAUCUUUACUUAAUGAACACAAAACAACACUUACAACAACUUCUGUAUUUGAUGACGUUUGGUCAACCGUGACAUCGCCAUCAUCUACAAAAAAGAUUGCACCAUUUCUUAAUUCACUUUCUAUUGUAAAUGAAGAUUGGUCGACAUUUACAGCUGAAUCUUCUGUAAAAGAAAUGUUUACAAAAUCAAAUGCAUUAUCUUUAAAUAUUGAAGUUGGGUUAGCUUUUGCAUCUGCAACUUCUGUGAAUAAUUUAGGGUUGGCUACUAUUGAAACGUCUUUGGAGAAUAAAACUUCCCUAAGUUACGAGGUGUCAAACUUUGCAGCACACUCGGACGUUGCAGUUGAGAAAACGCUUACAUCAUCAUUUCCACAUCAGACUGUCGGAUUAACAUUUACUCAACCAUCUUCUGCAAUUAAUGAUCAAACAAAAUUUACUGUAGUUAGUUCGAUCAAUCCAAGUUGGAUACAAACCACUGAGGCAUUUAUAGUCAAUACGCCUAAAACAUUCAUUACUCCAGUAACCUUGUUUAGCGAACAUGGCUUUUCUUCAGCUACAUCAUCUUCAGAAAAUACCAAUACAAUAACUUUAACAUCACCAUCACCAUCUCCUGUAAAUGAACAUGUAUCAUUAUUUACAGCUCCAUUUCCUGUAAAUGAUGAACUGUCAUCUACUGCAGCUAGUUUCUUGAUUAAAGAAGUGUCAACAUUUACAGAAACUUCUUUGUUAAAUACAAUUCAGAUCACAACUACUGCAACAUCUUUGAUAAAUAAUGAUGAAACAACAUUUAAAAUCACACUUUUAACGGAUGAAAUUUGGUUAUCUUUAACAUCAACUUAUUCUAUAAAUAAAGUUUCAUCAAUGUUUAUUUCACCGUUUGAUGCAAACGAAUAUUGGUCAACAUUUACUACACUAUUGUCUGUUAAAGAAUAUACUACACCAACCAGAGAAGCUUCUUCCGAUAUUGAAGUAAGGUCAGUUUUUGCUGCAGAAUCUUCUAUUUAUAGUUUUGAGUUGAUGUUCAAUGCAGCUUUGUCGGAAAAUGAAUCAGGACCAUUAUUUACAUCAGCAUCUCGUGUUACUUACGAUAAAUCAAAAUUUGCAACUUCCGCAAAAGAAAGUGAAACUGUAAACCUUUUAGCAGCAAAGGUUCCAAACGAUGUUAUAUGGACACUGUUUACUACAGCUACUUCUGUAAAUGACGAGAUGUCAACAAUUACUGUCUCAUCUCCAAAUCUUCAAAUCGUAUCAACAUCCCCUACAUCAUAUAGUAAAAAUACAAUUAUGUCAAAUUCUGCUACAUUAUCAUCGGUCAAUGAAGUUGAUUCACAUGUUGUUGCGACACAUACGGUAAACGACGUGGGGUCAGCAUUUUCUACACCACUUUCAGUAAACAAUCUUCUUUCUACAAAUUCACAACUGUCUUCAAUAAAAAAAUUUGAGACAAGUUUUACGACAGCAGUCAUGGAAAAUUACAAUGGGUCAACAUCUACUAUACUAUCUGCUACACUUAACUAUCAGUCAACGUUUACUUCAGGUAGUUCAGUCAAAGAACUUCUGACAAUUAUACCAGAAUCUGUGGUACUUGAGGCUGAAGCAUUAGCGACAGCCCAAUUAUCGGGGCAUGAAGAUGGUCUAAUUAAAAGUACAGCAUCAUCGGAAAAUGAUGUUAAAACAAUAUUUACAUCGCAAACCUGGGUAAAUAAUAUUGAUUCACUAUUUACUACUUCUUCUGUAAAUGAAGAUAAUUCAAUAUUAAGUAAAAUUAUGUUGGUGACUGAACCUGGGUUCACAUACAUUGUUUCUUCCUCUGUAAAUGAUGAUCACUCUACAUCGAUUUCUUCUGAAAAUGUUGAUCAGUCUACAUCGAUUUCUUCUAUAUAUGAUAACCAGUCUACAUCGAUUUCUUCUGUAAAUAAUGAUCACUCUACAUCGAUUUCUUCUGUAAAUGUUGAUCACUCUACAUCAAUUUCUUCUGUAAAUGUUGAUCACUCUACAUCAAUUUCUUCUGUAAAUGUUGAUCAAUCUACAUCGAUUUCUUCUGUAGUUGUUGAUCACUCUACAUCAAUUUCUUCUGUAAAUGUUGAUCACUCUACAUCGAUUUCUUCUGUAAAUGUUGAUCACUCUACAUCGAUUUCUACUGUAAAUGUUGAUCACUCUACAUCAAUUUCUUCUGUAAAUGUUGAUCAAUCUACAUCGAUUUCUUCUGUAAAUGUUGAUCACUCUACAUCAAUUUCUUCUGUAAAUUUUGAUCACUCUACAUCAAUUUCUUCUGUAAAUGAUGAUCAGUCCAAAUCGAUUUCUUCUGUAAAUGAUGAUCAGUCUACAUCGAUUUCUUCUAUAAAUGAUGAUCAGGCUACAUCGUUUUCUUCUUUAAAUGAUGCUCUGUCUACAUCAACAGCAGCUACAUUCGUGAAUGAAGAUGGAGCAACAUUUACCGAAGCAACUUCGUUAAACAAAACUGACAUGACAAUUACUGCAACAUCUUUACUAAAUGAACACGAAACCACAUUAACGGCUAUAGAUUUAGUCAAUAACGUUUGGCCCCCUUUGAUAUCUUCAAUUAAUAAAGCUGUAUCAAUUACUACAACACCGUCUACUGAAAAUAAAGAUGGGUCACCUUUUACCACAGCAACUUCUGUCAAUGAAAUUGUUACAACACCCAACUCAGCUUCUUUCGAUAUUAAAGUUGUUUCGGCUUUAACUUCAGUAUCUUCAGAAGCUACUGAAUCUAACUUUACAGGUACACGCUCAGAAAAUGAAAUUGUGUCAGUAUUUACUUCAACAAAUCUGGUAAAUGAAAAUGCGUCAACGCUUACUUCAACAUCUUCCGUAAACAACUUUCUGUCGACAAUUAAUGUAUUACCUUUAGAAAAUAAUGCUAGGUCACUACUGACCACAGCGUCUAUUGUAAAUGACUACUCAUCAAGACUCGAAGAAGUCUCAUUGAAAAGUUUCUUUGAGUCAACAUUUGCAGAUGUACAUUUGACACCUGAAAUCUUGUCUAACAUGUAUACAAUAUCUUUGGAAAGUGACAUAGGAUUAAAACUUACUGCAACAUCUUCAGUAAAUAAUGUUCUUUCGAAACCUAUUUCAUCAAAUUAUGUCAAUGGUGUGGCGACAUCGUUCACUAUAGAGUUUUUGGAAAACAAACGUGAGACUAUUUCAUCAUUUAUAGCAGUAACUUCUUUAGAUAAAGUUUGGCAAACAAUGACUGCAGCAUCUUUAGUGAAUAUGUUUGAACCAUUAACAGCAGAGUCAUUCUUCCAAAACAUUAGCGUAAUUAUUACUGCACCAUCUUCAGUAGAUGCUGAUACAAAAAUCUUUACAUCAAUAUCCUCGGUUAAAGAAGAUUCAAUCACUUAUCCUUCACUUAGUAUAAAUGUAGAUACUGCAGAGCUUUCUGCUCAAGACUUUGUUACUUCAUCCAAUGUAUUCAAAACACUCUCAUCGGAAAAAGAAUUAGGAUCAACAAUUGUUUCACCACAUUUAUCAACUGAUGUUGGAUCUUUAUUCUAUACAGCGUCUCCGGAAUAUACUGUUGUACCAACAUUUACAUUAACAUCGACGGUCAAUGACGAUCUGUUAAACUUUACUGUUUCAUCAAAACAUGAAGCUGUAUCAGCAUUACAGUCAGUAAAUGAAAUAGCUUCGUCCUCUACUUCGUCAUUUGAUGUAAGUAACGAUCAGUCAAUAUCUUUAAUACAUAAAAUGGAAUCAACAUUUUCGACAUUAUUUUCGGAAAAUAAAGUUGCAGUAUCAUCAGUCGCUGCAACACUUUCAAUAAAUAAUCUUCAAUCAACACAUUCAGAAAAUAAUCCUCAUUCAACACUUUCAGAAAAUAAUCUUGAUUCAACACUUUCAAUAAAUAAUCUGGAUUCAACACUUUCAAUAAAUAAUCUCAAUUCAGCUCUUUCAGAAAAUAAUCUUCAUUCAGCAUUUUCAGAAAAUAAUCUCUAUUCAACACAUUCAGAAAAUAAUCUUCAUUCAACACUUUCAAUAACCAAUCUUUAUUCAACACUUCCAAUAAAUAAUUCUUAUUCAACACUUUCAAUGAAUAAUCUUGAUUCAACACUUUCACUACCAUCUUUGAUAAAUGAUAUUGCAACAAGUUUUACGGCAACAGUGUUUCAAAACAACAAUGAUUUAUCAUUUACUGCGACAUCUUCAGAUAUUGCCGAUCAGUCAACAAUUACUGCAUCUAAUUCUGUCAACGCAGUUUGGACAACAUUCACGUCAACAUCUUUAAUAAAUGAACCUGAAGCAUUGGUUCUUGACGUUUUCUUAACUCUAUCUGUUGCUUCUUCAUUAAUUACGGAUAAAAACACUUUAACACCUACAUCUUUAUUAAAUGAUGCUCUAUUCUCUUUUACUUCAUAUUCUACUAUAAAUGAAGAUAACUCACCAUUUACUGCAGUUUCUUCAGCAAAUAAAGCGGUAUUCAAUUCGGCAGUAUCGGAUAAUGGCAUUGUUUUAUCUGUUACUUCGCAAAAUUAUUUUGGGUCGACGAUUUCAGCAGUAGCUUCAGAAAUGGAAACAUGGUUAUUAUCAACGGGUGUAUCUUUUGUAAAUGAUGAUUUACCAACAUUAUCAUCACUAUCUUCUGAAAAGGAAUUAGGUUCAAUUCUUACUAGAACAUUAUUAUCAACAGAAGUUGGAUCGACAUUUUAUAAAGUGGUUUCAGAACAUGACAAUGAGUCAAGUUUUCCUUCAGUAAAUAUCGUUGUUUCGACGACUAUCGCAUCAAAUUCUGUAAAUGAUGUGGCGACAUCAUUAACUACAGCUGUCUUAGAAAACAAAAAUGAGUCAAUAUUAUCUUCACCGUCUUCGGUAACUUCUUUAGGAUCACCAAUACGGGUAGCGUCUUCUGUGAUUGACGAUCCGUCAACUUUUACAGAGGCUACUUCGUUGAAUGAAACCUUGUCAACAAUGACUGCGACAUUUUCAGUGAAAGAGUUUCAGACUUUAAUUACUGCUGAUUCAUUUUUUCAUAACGUUGACUCAACCGAACCAACUUUGAAAAACAGUGAUAAAACUAUGUAUACAACAACGUAUUCUGCUAAUGAUGCUGCCUUCACGUCAACUGUAGACAAAGAUAAUUCACUAUUUACUGCAGAAUUUCCUGGGCUAGAAACUGUUACUACCUCUAAUGUAGAAUCUUCAGAGAUGGCAGUUGUGUUAAGUGUUGCUAUAGCAGCUUCAGUAAAUACGUUUGGAUCACAUUUAAUUUUAGCAGCAAAUGAAGCUGAUUCACUAUUUAUAUCUGCAUCUUUUGUAAAUGUAGAUGCGUCAAAAUUAACAUCACUCUCGCCAGAAAUUGAAUUUGUAUCAACGUUUACUCGAUCGAAUUCUUUAACUGAAAUUGAGUCAACAUUUGCUACACCAUCAACAGGUGUUGGGUCAUUGUUAUAUCAAGCUUCUCUAGUGUAUGAUGGUGGGCCAAUACUUACUUCAACAUCAACGAGAACUGAAGAUCCAUUAAAACUUACUGUUGUAUUUUCAGGGGAAGAAAUUGUGUCAGCUUUUACUUCAUCAACUUUAGAAAAUGAAAAUACGUCUACUUUUGCUGAAGCAUCUCGUUUUAACAACACAAUUGGGAAGAACGUGAAUGUAGUAGCUUCAGAAAAUAUACCAUGGUCAUUACUUACAACAGCCUCUUAUGUAAAUGACGAUUCGUCAACAGAGGAAGUAGUUUCAUCAAGGAACGAUUUUGGGUCAAAUUUUUAUCAAACGAAUCUUGAACAUGACAUUGGUUCAACUUUUACUGCAGCAUCGUCAGUAAAUAUUAAUAUUUCGGCAGCUAUAGAAACAAGUUCUGUAAAUCAUGUGGCAACUUCUUUUAAUAUAGCAGGCUCGGAAAAUACAAAUGGGAUAAAAUCAACUGAGUUGUUUUAUCUAAACUCACCUGGGACACUACUAACUUCUGCAUCCUCUGUACUUGGCGAUCACUUAAAUUUCACUGCAGCUAGUUCGGUCUAUGGGGUUAAGACAACAAUCUCCGAGGUGUCUAUAGUGAGUGGGAUAGAAGGAUUGUUUAUGGACAGUUUGUCGGUGCAAGGCGCUGGCUCAACUACAGCUUCAUCUUUACAAAGUGGCAACGAAACAUUUAUAGUCAACUCUUCAGUCGACGAAUUACAGUCGAUUGCAUCAUCACCAUCUGUUAUAAAUAAAGAAGUUGCAUCUAUUUUUACUCCACCUUCUACUUUAAAUGAUAGGUCAACAUUUACAGCAAUAUCAUCUGUAAAAGAAAUUAAUACAUCUUCGGAUGUUGAAUUUGGGUUAUUUACAGCGGAAUCCUAUGUAAACCCAACAUUUGCACCAUACACACUGGAAAAUGAAGUUGGGUCAACCUUUACUGAAGCAUCUGUUGUAAGUAACAAUCAGUUAACUUUAACUGAACCACCUCCAAAACUUGAAAUUGUGUCACUUUUUCCUACAGCAUAUUUAGAAAAUGAAGUCUCGUCUAAUGCAGUAUCAUUAGUUAAGGUAGAUGGGUCACACUUUGAUGGAGAAAAUAUGGUAAACUUUGGGUCAACGUUUACUACACCACUUUCAGUAAAUAAUCUUCAUUCAACAUUCUCACAACUGUCUUCAAUAAAAGAUUUUGAGACAAUUUUUACGACAGCAGUUUUGGGAAAUAACAAUGAGUCAAUAUUUACUGUGUUAACUUCUGUAGUUGACGAUCAGUCAAAAUUUACUGCAGGUAGUCCGGUUAAUUCUGUUUGGGCGACAAUCACUGCAGCCUCUAUAGUGAACGAAGUUGAAGCAUUAGUCAUUGCCCAAUCCUCGAUCUAUAAAGAUGACAUAACUCCUACUACAGCAUCAUCAGAAAGUAACGAUAAAUUAAAUUUUACAUCAACGUCUUCUUUAAAUGAAGGUCAGUUAUUAUUUACAAUUCCUUCUUCUGUAAAUAAUCAACUGGCGACAUCUACUGCAGCUACUCUCCUGAAUGAAGCUGGUUCAACAUUUAUUGAAACAUCUUUGUUAAAUACUAUUGACAUAACAAUCACCGCAGCAGCUUUACUAAAUAAUAACGAAACGACAUUUAUAAACAGAUCUUUAAUUGAUGAUGUUUGGUCAUCCUUAACAUCGCAUUCCUAUUUUAAUAAAGUGUCUUCAACUUUGACCUCAUCGUCUUCUGUAAAUAGAGAAGGAUCGACAUUUCCUGCAGUAUCUGUUCUAAACGAAAUUGCUACAACAUCAAAAUCACCCUCUUUGGAUAGUAACGUUGGGUCAGCUUUGACUGAAGCAUUUUCUGUUAAUAAUUUUGGGACGACUUUUAUUUCAGCUUCUUCAGAAAAUGAAUAUGGGCUACUAUUUAUAUCGGUAUCUUCUGUAAAAGAAGCAUCCACAGUAUAUAACGUCGAUUCAAGAUUUGUUGAACUAUCUGCUGUAAAUUAUGUUCGGUCUAACUAUACAGUAGCAUCUUCACCUGAUGAAAUGUUGUCAACCUUUUCUGCAUCAUCUUUAACUAACAAUUUUAUGUCGAGAAGUGAUGUAACAGCUCCAGAAAAUAAAGAGUCACUAUUUACAACAGCAUCUUAUAUAAUCGACGUGGCGUCAACAGUUACAGCUGUUUCAUCGAGAAAUGAAUUUGACUCAUCAUUUUAUAAAACUUUUUCGGAAAACGAUAAUCAGUCAAAACAUUUUACAUCCAACACAACAACGCCGGAUAUAUCAUCCUCAAUUAAUAAUUUUGGGUCGACAUUUACUGAAGCGUCUGGGCAGAUGUUUACAAAAGCUGCUUUUGUAGAUAACGCCGAGUCAACAUUUACAGCUCAUACGUCUGUAAAUGAAGACGGAAAAACAUUUACUGAAAUUUCUUCAGAAAAUAGCAAUCAGUCGAGAAUUACGGUCUCAUCUCCGAAUAUUCAAAUCGUGUCAACAUUUCCUCCAUCAUAUUUGGAUGUUGAAAUCGCAUCAACUUUUACUGCAGUCAAUGAAGUUGGGCCAAAUGCUGUCGAAGCAUAUAUGUUAAAAGAUGCUGAGUUAGCAUUUUCUACACCUUCAGUAAAUAAUUUCCAUUCAACAAAUUCAGAACAACCUUUCAUAAAUGAUAUUGUGACAAGUUUUACAACAGUAAUCUAUGAAAAUAACAAUUGGUCAAUAUUUACUGCGAUAUCUACUGUAACUGACGAUCAAUCACAACUAACUGCAGCUGAUUCGGUCGAUGCCGUUUGGACAAACGUUACUAAAGUAUCUACAGUGAGCGAGGUUAAAUCAUUAAUUACAGAAUCAUCAGUAAACGAGGUUGAAACAUUACUUACUUCAUCUUCAGUGAACAAGGUUGAAUCAUUAAUUACCUCAUCAUCAGUGAAUGAAGUUGAAUCAUUAAUUAUCUCAUCAUCAUUGAACGAUGUUAAAUCAUUAAUUACCUUAUCAUCAGUGAACUAUGCUGAAUCAUUAAUUACCGCUGAUAAGUCUAUGCUUGAAUCUUCUUUAAAUGACGUGACUUCAUUAGCAGCUCUCUCUUCGGAAAAUAGAAAUGGAUCAACAUUAACUGCAGCUUCGACUGUGAUUGUGUCAACAUUUACCUCAUCCAAUUUGGUAAAUGAAAUUGUUGAAGCCACUUCUUUUAACAGUUUACCGACGACGAUUAAUGUAUCAGCUUUAGAAAAUGUAUCCGAAUCAUUAUUUAACGAAUCAUCUAACGUAAAGGAAGAAGCGUCAAGAGUCAAAGCUACCUCAUCGACAAAAGGUUUAGAGUCAACAUUUACAACCACCACUUUAUCAACUGAAAGCGGAUCAAUUUUUACUGAGACACCUUCAGUAAAUGUCGUUCUUCCGACAAUUACAGAAUCAACUUUUGUCAAUGACAUGGCGACAUCUUUUACUGAAUCUUUCAUAGAAAAUAAAAAUGAGACAACAAUAACGUCACCUUCUUUAGUAAAUCAGUUUGGGUUAACAAUAAGUGCAGCCUCCUCCAUAAUUGACGAUCAGUCAACAACCUUUACUGAAGCUAUUUCUAUUAAUGAAAUAAGAUCAUCUAUGACUGUGCCAUCUGAAGUGAAUGAGUUUGAAACAUUGAAUAUAUCCGUAACGUUUUUUCAUAAGAAUCCGUCAACUGUUAUUGCAGCAUCUGCAUUAAAUAUCGCUGAAACAAUCUUAACAUCGACAUCGUUGGUACACGAAGUUACAUUUACUUUUACUUCAUCGUUUACUGUAAAUAAAAACAGGGCGACAACUACUGCGGACUUUCAAUCACAAGAAAGUUUUUUAACACCCAGUGUAACUGAAUCAAGUAAUGAAGUUGUAUCUUCUAUUACAACAGUAACUUCGGUGAAUGAAUUUAGUUCAGUUUUUACUGUAGCAACAUUGGAAAAUGAAGCUGUGUCAUUAUUUACAUUAGGAUUUGAUGUAAAUGACAAUGCGUCAACGUUGUCAGCACUCAGUCAGGAAGAUAAAUUACUCCCAACAAUUACUGGAGUACUUUAUUCAACUGAAGCUGGUUCAACAUUUUACAAAGGGUCUUCGGUAUAUGACGUUGGACCAAAUUUUACUUCAACAUCGACGGUAAACGAUGUUCUGUCAAACUUUCCAGAAAAAUCCUCAGAACGUGAAGAUGUGUCCGAAUUUGCUUCAUCAAAAUUGGUAACUGAAGUAACAUCAACAUUUACUGAAUCGUCUAUGUCAUCUGAAGUUAGGUCGAUAUUUUAUAAACCCAAUUCGGAAUACAGCAUUGAGUCAACAUUUACAACAGUAAAUAUUGUUCUUUCUACAACUCUAGCAUCACAUUCUGUAAAUGAUGUGGAGCCACCUAUUACUAUUCCGGUCUUGGAAAAUGAAAAUAGGACAAUAUCAACUGAACAAUCUUUGCUAAACACAUUUGGAUCACCAACUACAGUAGUUGUCGAUCAGGCAACAUUUACGACACCUACUUUUUUACAUGAAGUUUUGUCAACAAUGAGUAUGAUAUCUUCAGAUAAUGAGUUUGAUAUAUCAUCUCCUGAAGGACAAUCGCUCCAUGAUGUGGGAUCAAUAUUUAUUUCAACCUCACUAAAUGUUGAUAAAAUAACCUUUACAUCGCCAACUUUGGUAAAUGAAAUAUUGACAUUAAUUACAGCUUCUUCGCCUGUAAAUAGUGAGACGUUAGCAUUCAAUGCAGCUACUUUUAUGAAUAAUGAUGAGUCAACAAUUACUGGAGCCCUAUUUGAAAAUAAACUUGAAACUUUAUAUACUACCGAUUUAUCACGCAGGCCAGAAAAUUCCGGUUUUACUGAAACAUAUUUAGAAAAUACUGAACAAACAAUCUUUACAUCAACAUCUUCACUAAAUGAACUUGGGCUAUUAUUCACAACUGCUUCUUUUGUAAAUAACGAUAAAUUAACAUAUACUGCAGCAUCUUCGGUGAAUGAUGUUUUGUCAACAAUCACUGAUGUAUCUUUUAUAAAUGGCCAGAAGUCAUUCUUUACUACUGCACCAUCAUCAGAAACAUCUACAAGUCAAGACAGUAUGAAUCUUACAAAUGUCCCAUUCAGUAACUUAUUAUCUUCCUUAGAUUCCCUUAUCUACAGUUCUAAAGAGUAUUUAAGUAACGAGUUAUCUACGUAUAGUGUGACACCAGCUAUAGGCCCGUUAAUUACCACAACAACAACUUUAGUUGAGACGACAGCCACGCCUGUCUAUGAUCAUCAGAUCACCACGCCUACUUCAGUCCAGCAGCUGAUGUCUGCGCCUUCCCUUGACAACCAAGUAAUGGCCACUGAUACUCCAGCCAUUCAGUUAAUGAGCACGACUUUGCCUGUCAUACAGACGGAGGCCACGCCUACUUCUGCAACAACUGUCGCUGACUCUUUCAAUCAAGUGACGACCCCGGCUUUGGCUGACACUGAUCUUAUGACGACUAUCAUGGUUACACCUGUCAUUCAGUUGAUAACCACGCCUACUACUAUCAAUCAGUUCAUGACCACGUCUACAUCUGCCAGCCAGUUGAUGAUUACGCCUAUUCCUGUCAGCCAGUUUAUGAACACGUCUACUCCUGUCAGCCAGUUGAUGACCACGCCUACAUAUGUCACCCAGUUGAUGACCACGCCCACUUCUGUCAGCCAGUUGAUGAGCACGCCUACAUCUGUCAGCCAGUUGAUAACUACGCCUACCCCUUUUAGCCAGGUGAUGACCACGCCUUUUAUUCAACUUGAAUCAACUAAAAUGACAACGCCAAAUGAUGUACGACAAACAACAACAACACAAACACCAUCUUCAGAAACUCAUCUGCCGGCAGAAGACACAAAGCUUUUUUCUGCCGUCAACGCAGAAAUAAAACAGUGUCGUUGUACAUGUACGAAUAAACAGACAACGCCCAAUGUUACACUGAAUGUACAAACUAAAGAAACCCUCACAGUACAAAUAAAAGAACGCCUCAACGUCCCAAAGCCCAAUCUGACAGCGACUUUACAAAGAAAAAACUCCAUGGACAACACGAGCCCAAGUUCUCAAACUCUCGGCCAGGUCAUCUGUAUCUCGUGUCUGUGUCUGGUCUUUGGUGUUGUGGUGUUGGCUGAUGUUGUUCAAACUUUUCGAUUUCUGUAUUCUAUUUUACGCUCGUGUCUUCGACAUGUUGGAGGAGUAAAAAUACACGUGUAA
Physella acuta is the source of this 18225-nucleotide messenger RNA. RefSeq names its product mucin-17-like. The record is from RefSeq and is a predicted model, not a curated record. NCBI's taxonomy places the organism in Eukaryota, Metazoa, Mollusca, Gastropoda, Physidae.